GAGGCGAGCGAAGCUGCUGCGGGAGGGGCGGAGCAACUUACCGGUGGGAGGGUAUGGAUCCCGCCUAGCCGCUACCGCAGAUUGCUGCUGUUCUUGCAGACUUACCGGCACCGGCACCUACUGCCGUUCAGAUCUCCGAGUAACACAGAAGCUUAUCCAUCUUGUUUCUGCAAGUGAACAUUCUGGCAUUAUCUCCAAGUAAUUCAUUCAGUGGAGAGCUCCCACCUUCUUGGUAUCCUAUAGCAACACCAAAAUUCGGUUUUGCUAUUCUGCAAGCCUGGCAUUCUCUCCGGUAAAUUCAUUCAGUGACGAGACUCCACCCUCUUGGGAUAUUGUAAAAACACCAGUAUUCGGCCAACACCACGAUUGCUGGAUGAAGCACAUAUACAAGAUCAUCGCGGUGCUGGCGGCGAUCACCGCCGUCUGGGUUGCGCUUCUUGAAACCUCGACGGUUCCUCGCAGCUAUGCUUGGUUGCUUCCCAUCUACUUGGUAGUGGCGCUCGGGUGCUACGGCCUUUUUAUGGUUGGAUAUGGGCUCAUGUUCUUCCCAACGUGUCCUCAAGAAGCCGUGCUACUACAGCAGGACAUUGCGGAGGCUAAGGAAUUCUUAGCUAAGAAGGGCGUUGAUGUGGGCUCUGAGUGAGGUCAAUUCAAAUGAUCUUUGUUUUUGACCGCUUUGACGAUUCAUAUGAAGCUGCUCCUUCGUUGGAAUGUAGUGUUUAGAUACUGCCAUUAACAUAGUUUCGGUGAAAGACGUGUCACAAUUCUACUUCUGGUAGUUUUGGUGGACUUGUUAAUAGAGAGUGAACAAUGAAAUGAAUAGUUUGUUAACAAGUGCAUCAGU
This is a messenger RNA of Lolium rigidum, 844 nucleotides long. Its product is annotated as dolichol-phosphate mannose synthase subunit 3-like. The coding region runs from base 374 to 643 and encodes 89 amino acids. The transcript has 6 exons. Gene Ontology annotation, cellular component: dolichol-phosphate-mannose synthase complex; endoplasmic reticulum membrane. The record is from RefSeq and is a predicted model, not a curated record. Gene Ontology annotation, biological process: GPI anchor biosynthetic process. NCBI's taxonomy places the organism in Eukaryota, Viridiplantae, Streptophyta, Magnoliopsida, Poales, Poaceae.